AUGCGCACUUACGACACCGCGCCGAUGAAUGCUGAACGACAAGGAAAGAACAAGGCACGGAAAAGCUUUGCAAUCGAUGCCUUCUUGCAGAAGGGCCUUCAAUGGCCGUUGGCCGUCUUCAUGGUCUCAGUCCUCGUGCUCGGCCUCCUCCUGCGUGCGCUGGAUGGUUUAUUCUUCUCAGAGGAGGAAACCUCCUCCUGCUGCUGGGAGAUCGGCCUCUGCGCUGCGGCGACCUUCGGACUGGCAGUAGCGUCUCGGCCUGCCAAGAGCAACAAGGCUCCGAAGACAUGCCAGAAGCAGCUCGUGGCAGGUCGCUGUGCGGCCAAGCCAGCGAAGCCAGUCAGCAAGCCAGCAGGCGAUGAUGCCAAGGUUGCUGAGGUGGUCGCUGCAGUUCGGGCCGGCAACAUGGAGCUUGCCGAGGCCAAGCUCCUCCUGCUGUGCAAUUCCUGGAGGCUGAAAAACGGUGAUGCCGUGGAGUCUGUCAAUGCCCAGACCACGAUGGAGGCGAAGAUGGCGGAGGAGCGAUGGCUCAGCUUUCUCGCGGAGAAGGGCAUGCUUCGAGACUUCAACGCGGUGAUCACCGCAAACGCGAAAGAAAAGAACCCAGUCGCAGCCGAGAGGAUUGUAACGUUCAUGUGCAAGCAUGGUAUUGAGCCGGACGUGAUUACACUCGGCGCCGCCGUCCACGCCUUUGCCCAUGCUGGUCAGCAGAAGGAGGCGGAACGUAUGUUUGACCUCAUCUUGACCAGGGGCAAAACGCGCCCAGAUGUCAUCGGAUUCAAUGCGUUGAUCGAUGCAUCCGUCAAGGUCGGUGAUACGAAGCGUGCAGAGUAUUGGCUGGAAAGAAUGCUGGAGAUUGGUCUGGAGCCCAACGUGGUUAGCUACACGACGGUGCUCCAUGCCCACGCCAAGCACGGAAACAUUGAGGCUGCUGAGACCAUGAUGAAGCUGAUGAAAUCAAACGGAAUCGCAGCCAACGUGGUCACUUAUACGGCCCUCGUGAAUGCAUGUGUGAAGGCUGGAGAUCUACCCUGUGCAGAGAGGUGGUUUGAUGAGAUGCAGAGUGCUGGGAUUCAGGCCAACGCUGUUUCUUACAGUGCGCUGCUGAAUGUGAGCGCAAAAGCGGGCGACUUCAAGCGGGCAGAGCGGCUUCUGGAACGCAUGUGUCAGGACCGCGUGACGCCCACGGAGGUCUGCUUCAACAAUGUCAUCGAUGCUUGUUCCAAGGCCGGGCAGGCAGCCCGCGCAGAACACUGGCUGUGGCGCUUGGCAGAAGGCAAGGAUCUUACCGCCGACCUUGCGCCAACACGCCAAUCUUUCACUGCUGCUGCGCAGGCACAUGCCAAGCUGGGAUCUUUCGGAGACGUGGAACGUCUCUUUCGGGCAAUGGAGGUCAGGGGCAUUUCGAUGGAUGCCUUCUGCCUGACCGUUCAACUCUCUGCUUAUGCACGAGCACGCCCACGCCAACGUGAACGCCUCGAGGAGGCGCUUCGCAAGUAUCACAGCCAAGGGCUUGCCAUCACCAAGCCGCCUCUCCGUGUGGCGAAGUCCGUCCUUGGUGCGCAGCGCCUCGAACAGCUCUGUGCCGAGAUGGGCAUGAAGGUUCCUGACCUCAGUGACUUCGCAGAGGAGCGUCGGCCCUGGCGGCGGUGCCCUGGCCAGAAACAGACGCCGAGAGACGGGGCACAUUGA
Messenger RNA from Symbiodinium sp. CCMP2592, 1692 nucleotides. Lineage: Eukaryota; Dinophyceae; Suessiales; Symbiodiniaceae. The record is from the annotation of a GenBank genome assembly.